This is a messenger RNA of Prunus avium (sweet cherry), 2596 nucleotides long. Its product is annotated as Leucine-rich repeat protein kinase family protein. Lineage: Eukaryota; Viridiplantae; Streptophyta; Magnoliopsida; Rosales; Rosaceae. Gene Ontology annotation, biological process: protein phosphorylation. The record is from RefSeq and is a predicted model, not a curated record. Gene Ontology annotation, molecular function: ATP binding; protein binding; protein kinase activity.
UUACGGUAUUGAUUUCUGGUGGCAGUAGGCAGCCCCUGUAGGUGGACGACCUAACUCAAAAAAAAAAGGCUCUGGUCAAAUAAACCCUCAAUUAAAAACACCUUCCCAACUAAUCAAAGCUUCAUUUAGUCAAAUAAUUUAUCAAAACCCGUAGUCCAAUUGUCAAUCCCCAUCAUACACUCAGAAAAUUGAAAUUCAGAGAUUCAUUUACUUUAUGAAAAAAAUUGAAAACUCAUUCAACCAAAUUUCCAGGCAACUGUUUGCCUGGGCCUGGUAGUGGUAAGUGGUAAUUUCCCCAUCCAACACACAGAAGAAGAGAAGUCAAUGGCCCUCUUCUCUUUGAGACUUUCCCAAUCAGAUUCAGAAUACGCGCAAAUUUGACAAGUCCUUGGAGCCUUUUAGACCUCAAACACGCACAACCCAUCAUUUGUUUCAUAGAGAAUUGCUUGAAGAUCAUUGCUUUUUUCAAUAUGAUUGGCUCAAUCUCUAGCAUAACUGUUAGGAUAUGGAUUGCCAUAUUGUUCUUGAGCUGUGCUUGUUAUUGUUCUUAUGGGGCUGUGGUUGAGGACGAUGUGAAGUGCCUUAAGAGCCUUAAGCAAUCUCUGAAAGACCCACUUGGAAAGCUGACCUCUUGGGAUUUCAAAAACACGUCUGUGACUUCCAUGUGCAAGUUUGUGGGAGUUACCUGCUGGAACGAUCGAGAGAACCGCAUAUUAAACCUUGAGCUCAGAGACAUGGAUCUUUCUGGUGCUAUUGCGAAGGACAUAGAGUACUGUUCCAGCCUUCAGAAUCUGGAUCUUGGAGGCAACAAGCUUUCCGGGUCGAUCCCUCCUGAUAUUUGUACUUGGUUGCCAUAUUUGGUGACCUUGGACUUUUCCAGCAAUGAUUUCUCAGGCUCAAUCCCAACUGAUCUGCAACACUGUAAGUACCUGAACAAUCUGAUCCUUUCGGAUAAUAAGCUUUCUGGGACUAUACCUUAUGAAUUUUCUAGCUUGGGUAGGCUCAAGAAGUUUUCAGUGGCCAAUAACAAGUUGACUGGUACUAUACCUGCGUUUUUAGACGGUUUUGAUAAGGCUGAUUUUGCUGGGAAUAGCGGGCUUUGUGGAGGGCCUCUUGGGUCAAAGUGUGGUGGGUUGAGUAAGAAGAAUCUUGCUAUUAUAAUUGCUGCUGGGGUGUUUGGUGCCGCGGCUUCUUUGUUGUUGGCUUUGGGGCUAUGGUGGUGGUACCAUUUGAGGUUGAGCAAGAAGAGGAAGGGAGGUUAUGGGGUUGGAAGAGAAGAUUGGGCUGAGAGGUUGCGGGCUCACAAGCUUACUCAAGUUUCCUUGUUUCAGAAACCCCUUGUGAAGGUUAAGUUGGCUGAUUUGAUGGCGGCUACGAAUAAUUUCAGCUCCGAAAAUGUGAUCAUUUCAUCUAGAACUGGGACUACUUAUAAGGCUCUACUUCCUGAUGGGUCGGCUCUGGCAAUUAAGCGGCUUAGUACUUGUAAGCUUGGUGAGAAGCAAUUUCGGUUGGAGAUGAACCGUUUAGGACAGCUUAGGCAUCCGAAUUUGGUACCCCUUUUGGGGUUUUGUGUCGUGGAGGAGGAGAAGCUUCUGGUUUAUAAGUACUUGUCAAGUGGGACUUUGUAUUCUUUGUUGCAUGGAAGUGGUUCUGGAUUGGAUUGGCCAGCUAGAUUUAGGAUUGGUUUAGGUGCUGCAAGGGGACUUGCUUGGCUUCACCACGGUUGUCAGCCUCCAAUUAUGCACCAGAACAUAUGCUCAAAUGUGAUCCUCCUUGACGAGGAUUUUGAUGCUAGGAUAAUGGAUUUUGGGUUGGCAACGCUUACGGCUUCUGAUUCUAAUGAAAGCAGUUUUGUUACUGGAGACUUGGGAGAGCUUGGCUAUGUAGCUCCAGAAUAUCCAAGUACUAUGGUUGCUUCAUUGAAAGGGGACGUUUAUGGAUUGGGAAUAGUGCUUCUGGAGCUGGCAACUGGGCAAAAGCCACUAGAAGUCACCGCUGUUGAGGAAGGAUUUAAGGGUAAUGUGGUGGAUUGGGUAAAUCAUCUAACAAGUUCUGGUCGAACCAAGGAUGCCAUUGAUAAAGCGCUCUGCGGAAAAGGGCACGAUGAGGAAAUUUUGCAAUUUCUGAAAGUUGCUAGUAAUUGUGUAGUUUCUCGGCCCAAGGACAGGUGGUCUAUGUACCAGGUUUACCAUUCAUUGAAGAGUAUGAGCAAAGACAACAGUUUCACUGAACAAGAUGAUGAGUUUCCUUUGAUUUUUCGCAAGCCGGAUAAAGAUUCAGCUUAGGUUUGAAUCAAAGAGGGGAGAGGGAUGGCAAAUGGUUACAGACUUUCAUCUUGAGGUAAGUUCUCAUAGGUUCAUAUGUAAAUGGUGUGUGGUCUCCUCUAUUUUUUAGUAUAGUUGUAUAAUACAAUAAACUACCAAAACAGUAGGGUCCUGCAUCCUAAUAAAUUAUUUGUUUACCCUUUGUUAUAUGAAACAAUACUCAAAUGAGGUCCAGUGAUAUUUACAAUAUGCUUCCCUGAUUUUGGCCAUAAAAGUUUGGUGUGAAAGAUGACAAAUGGAACUUUUAAUGUAAUACAACAGUAUAGCAACCA